Messenger RNA from Antrostomus carolinensis (chuck-will's-widow), 352 nucleotides. RefSeq names its product unconventional myosin-Ib-like. The annotation marks the transcript as partial. The record is from RefSeq and is a predicted model, not a curated record. Gene Ontology annotation, molecular function: ATP binding; actin filament binding; microfilament motor activity. The transcript is spliced from 3 exons. Gene Ontology annotation, biological process: endocytosis; actin filament-based movement; actin filament organization. Gene Ontology annotation, cellular component: plasma membrane; myosin complex; cytoplasm. NCBI's taxonomy places the organism in Eukaryota, Metazoa, Chordata, Aves, Caprimulgiformes, Caprimulgidae.
GAGAAAAUGGCCAAAAUGGAGGUGAAGACAUCACUUUUAGACAACAUGAUAGGAGUGGGAGAUAUGGUUCUUUUAGAGCCACUUAAUGAAGACUCGUUCAUCAAUAACCUGAAAAAGCGCUUUGAUCACAGUGAAGUAUAUACGUACAUUGGCAGCGUGGUGAUAUCGAUAAACCCCUACAGACCUCUACCCAUUUAUACUCCAGAGAAAGUGGAAGAAUACAGAAACCGAAACUUUUACGAACUCAGUCCUCACAUCUUUGCUCUGUCAGAUGAAGCAUACAGAUCUUUAAGGGACCAGGACAAAGACCAGUGCAUCCUUAUUACAGGAGAGAGCGGAGCUGGAAAAACAG